Andrographis paniculata is the source of this 951-nucleotide messenger RNA. RefSeq names its product transcription factor BEE 3-like. Gene Ontology annotation, biological process: regulation of DNA-templated transcription. The transcript has 6 exons. The record is from RefSeq and is a predicted model, not a curated record. Lineage: Eukaryota; Viridiplantae; Streptophyta; Magnoliopsida; Lamiales; Acanthaceae. The coding region runs from base 1 to 816 and encodes 271 amino acids. Gene Ontology annotation, molecular function: DNA-binding transcription factor activity; protein dimerization activity. Gene Ontology annotation, cellular component: nucleus.
AUGGCUGAUCACUUCUUGCAGGGCCUGGAGAGCUUGAAGCACUCUUUCUCCAUACCAGACAUUCAGUUGAGCCCGAGCCCUUUUCCGGGGAUGAUGCAUCCAUAUCCAUCCAACAUCCAUAGCCAGACAGGUUUCCCACCCGACAAUCUUUUCCCUCAUUUACAAGUAUCCCCUGCAAACUCAGGACACUUUCCAAGAUUGUUCAACCAUGAAAACACCUCCCCUGUCCCUAUUGCUUCCGAGCACGUUGCUUCCACUGAUGAUGGGCAUGCAGACAGGAAGAGGAAAGCAAUGGAAUUCCCCAGUCCAGCCAACUCAUCACCUCAAGGCUCUGACAAUGGCAUUAGGAAGAAGAAUAAGAAGUGCUCAGGGAGAGGGAAGAGAGGUAAAAGCGAUGAGAAUGAAGAGAAGCCAAGGGAAGUGGUUCAUGUAAGGGCGAAAAGAGGUCAAGCCACUGAUAGUCACAGCUUAGCUGAAAGAGUCAGACGAGAAAAAAUCAAUGAGCGGUUAAGAUGCUUGCAGGACAUUGUUCCAGGAUGCUACAAGACGAUGGGAAUGGCAGUAAUGUUGGAUGAAAUCAUCAACUACGUGCAAUCCCUGCAAAAUCAAGUAGAGUUCCUGUCCAUGAAACUCACGGCAGCCAGCACUUUUUACGACUUUAACUCAGAAACGGAUGCCCUGGAGACACUACAGAGAGCCAAGGCAGUCGAAGCAUCAAAGUUUCAGAGUGGAGCAAGCCCCGGAAUUCCCUCUGUUGUGUUUGGCUCUUUAGAAUCCAAUCUUAGCUAUUAUCCUCAGCUACCACACAACAGAUGAAGAUUCAUUCGAGUGUUUCAAUCCUUUUGUCUCAAUCCAAACUACAUCAUUCAAGGCUUGCUAUGCCAAAGAAAAAAAAAAGAACAGAAUUACAGAUUAAAAAAUAUAAACAGAAAUACAUAGUUCAACACAUAA